Molecule: messenger RNA, 1893 nt
Organism: Helianthus annuus (common sunflower)
Lineage: Eukaryota; Viridiplantae; Streptophyta; Magnoliopsida; Asterales; Asteraceae
Exons: 5
Coding region: 1-1893 (630 amino acids)
Source: RefSeq, a predicted model, not a curated record
AUGUAUGCUGUUGAAUUGAAAAUCAUUCAAGGUUUUAAACCUACGAAGAAUGAAUGGUAUGUAAAAGAGUCUGGACGAAGACGUAGAUUCGCGACUCCAAUAGCUGAAGGGGUAGGUUCAUCGUCUCAACCAAAGAAGAAACAAAAGAAAAAGAUUCAAACUAUAUUGGUUGAUGAACCUGAAGAUGAUAUUCCUACUGAUGAUGUGGAAAAGGAACAAGAAGUGUCUACUGGUGAAGAUUUUAUGCUUGAUACAGAUGUGUUUGAAACAGGGACAGAAGUUGUGGCAGAUGUUGAUAAAGAGAAAGAAAAGACAGUGGAUGAUAUAGAAGGUGAUGAUGUAGAUAAAGACACAACUAGUUCAUCUAGUAUGUCUGAAUUUGAGAUGGUGGAUACACGAGAAAGUGAGAAACGUAUGAGAGAGGAGUUGGAGAAAGAAAAGCUGUUAAGAAAGAGAAAGAGAACAGAGAAAGAAGAUGAAUUGUAUGUGCCUUCGCCUGAACAUGAUUCCGCUUCUAAGUCUUCUUCAAGAGUUACAAAGAAAGUUGGUGGUAGAAAGAAGAGUACUUCAAAGGUUAGGAUGACAAAACGUCCUCAAAAGAUCUUGAAUACACCUCCUUCUCAAGCAACAUCUUCACACCAACUUACACCUCCUCAAUCUCCUAUACAUCAAUCUCCUCCUCUCUUAAAGUUGGAAAAGAGAAUUGAUGAGGUGAUAGCAGAAAACAAAAAGUGGGUAGAUGAAUGUAAAAGAAUUACUGAAAGAGAAAGGUUUCUUGCUGGUAAAGUGCAGAGAUUAGAAGUUCGAGUGUCUGAGUUAGAAGAGGAGAAGAGUCGUCGAGAAAGUGAGAACGAGUACUAUAAGCUGAAAAACAAAGAACUUAUGGCUGCUAAAGCACUACAUGAACAUAAGUUUUACAUGCUGAAUAGGGUUGUGGAAAGUAUGUUGGAGACGUCUGUGGAACAAAAGUAUGAAGAAUUGAAGUUGGAUGAUCUUCGUGCUGAACGUAAAGCAGAAGUUGAGAGGCAAAUGAAAGACAAAGGUAAAGCUGUUGAAGGAAGUUCUGCAAUGUCGAUUGUGCCUUCAAUGGUGGUAGAUAAUCCAGUGCCUAUAUCCUCAGUACCGGGUGAUGAUGAUGAUGAUGCUGCAAGAGAUUCUGGUGUGAGAGUUACUGAAGCUGCAAAAGAAAAAGUUGUAGAAGAUCUGCUGAACGACACAGUAAAUGAGGAAAGUGGUGAAGCUGGGGGAAAGGGGGAGUCGAGCAAGAAUCAGAUUGUAGAGCAUCACGAACCCCUGUUCUUAUGUCUAGAUGUGUAUAGGGAGAUGUUAAAUGAUGUAAACCCUGAGAAUCCAAUUGAUCUUGAAGCUGAUCUGGAAUCUUUUGAUAUCAAUAAACAGAAAGAUUACAAGUAUAACUAUGUUGCGGAUGCAGAUCAGUACGAUAGGGUUGAAGUAGAGGACUGUUCUGAUAAUGAGGAUGUCCCUGAAGAUACAUCAAAACUUCCAACGUUGAUGGAGUUUUUCACAGCUGAAAACAGAGAUGAGUUACGCCAAAAGGUGACUGAAGCAGUAAAUGAAAAUGUGUUUGAGUGUUUGAGAAAAGAAGCUGAACAAGUAAAUCAAUCAAAUGUUGAGAAAGAAGAUCAUUCAAAAUGGUUUAAAGACGGUCAUGAAAGAAAGUUCAAGAGGCCUUUGAAUUGGGGUUUUCUUCCUCAGGUCAAUGCCUAUGCAGUCAGAAGAGAAUUUGGUGUCCAGUACUUUAAACGUUUAUAUGACAUUAUGUCAUUACCUUGGUGGGAUGUCGAUGAGUUAUCUCAGGUGAGAACAUUGGAGUAUGAGGUGAGACAGAAUGAUAAAGCAAUGUGGGGAUUUAAGUCAGUAAUUAUGACUUAA